AUGGCGUCGUCACCGCGGACUCCCGGGCAUAGCAGGGACCCUUCGAACGUCGACCUCUCCCCUGCAACGCCCCUCGCUGAUGGCAGUCACUCGAGACAGCUUUCUAAAUCCUCGAUGCACUCGCCCAGUACACCGGGUCGGCCAGGUUACAAUCGGUCAGAUUCUAUUGGGGGAGAUGGCUUUGACGGCGGUGGGGGCGCCCCGUCCAAUGGUCUAGGGAAUCUCGCGGACGAGUUGGCGGAUGCUUGGGGGGAGGAUGAUGAAGAAGGAGAGGAAGAUGAGGAGCCGGAUAUGAAUUUUCAGGAAGUCGGAGAUGAGGGAGAGGCGGUAGGGGAGAAUGGUGCGGAGCCUACUUCACCGAUAGAAGAGCAACCGCCGCCCAAAUCUGAUACCUUGACGACUCCCGCAGGAGGGCGGGGCCACCGAAGACAACCCAGCGAGUAUGAUGGAAGUGACUAUGGGGGGAGUUCAGAUGUGGAGUCGCCGGGCAUGCCUCCGGGACUGGUAUCCAGGAUAGAUAUGGUGGAAAGUCUGGCUCGGCGGGGGACUGAGAAUAACGGCGGAGAGCGAGACGGCGUUGUCAAGAGAGUAAUAGAGCAACUGAAAGACCUGGGCGGACAGUCAGGAGUAGAGAGUGGUGCCGCAAGACUCAUCACAGCGCACUCGGCGCUAUCCACACACUUGCUUCACCAGACCCGGCUCUUACAAUCCUUAGCAUAUCCCCUAUUCUCACCUAUGACCAUAGCCCCAGACGAAGAAUUCAUCGACGACCUGAUGCCCCUCCUCGUCACGCUCGGCGACUCCAUGCCCCGCCCCACGACCAGCGCCUUCACCUCCCUCACCCAACUACACAGCCUCACGACCGACCUCGUGCAAACGCUCAACUACCUCUCGGACACGCUGCACAUGUCGCGGCAGACCACGACGACGGCCACGCGGCGCCUGCGCAGCGCCCGCGAACUCGUCGCCGAGAUGCGCAAGGAGGAGGACGCCCGCGAACAAGGCGAGCGCUGGCUCAAGCGCGGCAACUGGUCUGAGCGCCUCGGCAACCGCGAGUGCGCCGGCGUCUGCGGUGAUGUCGUCGGCGGCUUUGAAGAGGUCUGUAAUGGCUGGCGGGCGAGACUCGUCGCGCAGGCCGAAACCGUGAGUGCCUGA
Amorphotheca resinae ATCC 22711 is the source of this 1155-nucleotide messenger RNA. RefSeq lists its product as hypothetical. The transcript is spliced from 2 exons. The record is from RefSeq and is a predicted model, not a curated record. Lineage: Eukaryota; Fungi; Ascomycota; Leotiomycetes; Helotiales; Amorphothecaceae. Bases 1 to 1155 code for a protein of 384 amino acids.